GCCCCUAUUACCAGGCCAGCAUCCAGGCCGCCGCCCUGCCUGGCACUGACGGCUGUCUGGCCUCCCCGAGGGACCCUGCAGGACUCGACGCGGCGUGUGCUGGCGGGAGUGGUGCUGCGGUGGAGGUCGUGAGGCUGGGCAACAGCAUGAGUGGCCAGCGGCGGCGGCAACAGCGGCAGCAGCAACAGCAGCUAGCCUCAGGUGUGGGGAGGCGCAGGUGUGGUGGCAAGAAUCACCUGGAGGCAGGCAGCUCUGUCCACAGAGGAGAGAGCAAGUUUGAGUGCCAGCAGUGUGACAAAACUUUUGUAUCCAGACAAGGCCUUAAGUACCACACCCUGACACACAGUGGUGUUAGAAAUUAUGAGUGUGGUGAGUGUGGGAAGAAAUUUACCCAAAAGUCUUCCCUCACCAGACACACCCUGACACACAGUGGUGUUAGAAAUUAUGAGUGUGGGGAGUGUGGCAAGAAAUUUAUCCACAAGUCUUCCCUCACCACACACAUCCUGACACACAGUGGUGUUAGAAAUUAUGAGUGUGGCGAGUGUGGGAGGAAAUUUACCCGCAAGUCUUUCCUCACCACACACAAUCUGAUACAUAGUGGUGUUAGAAAUUAUGAGUGUGAUAAGUGUGGGAAGAAAUUUACCCAAAAGUGUCACCUCAUCUCACACACGCUGACACACAGUGGUGUUAGAAAUUAUGAGUGUGGUGAGUGUGGGAAGAAAUUUACCCACAAGUCUUCCCUCACCACACACACCCUGACACACAGUGGUGUUAGAAAUUAUGAGUGUGGUGAGUGUGGGAAGAAAUUUACCCACAAGUCUUCCCUCACCGUACACACCCUCACACACAGUGGUGUUAAAAAUUAUGAGUGUGGUGAGUGUGGGAAGAAAUUUACCCAAAAAUCUUCCCUCAGCACACACACCCUGACACACAGUGGUGUUAAAAAUUAUGAGUGUGGUGAGUGUGGGAAGAAAUUUACCCAAAAGUCUUCCCUCACCACGCACACCCUUACACACAGUGGUGUUAAAAAUUAUGAGUGUGAUGAGUGUGGGAAGAAAUUUACCCACAAGUCUUCCUUCAACACACACACCCUGACACACAGUGGUGUUAGAAAUUAUGAGUGUGAUGAGUGUGGGAAGAAAUUUAUCUGGAAGUCUUCCCUCAACACACACACCCUGACACACAGUGAUGUUAAAAAUUAUGAGUGUGAUGAGUGUGGGAAGAAAUUUACCCACAAGUCUAACCUUACCACACACACCCUGAUACACAGUGCUGUUAGAAAUUAUGAGUGUGAUGAGUGUGGCAAAAGAUUUCCUACCAUUUCUCGUCUCAAUGAACACGCCUUCAGACACACUGGGGUGAGGGAGUUCGAGUGUGAUGUUUGUGGCAAGUGUUUCAAGACAAAGGCUGAUAUUGCCAGGCAUGUGAAGAUCCACUUCUGAGGUGGUGGUGUGUGGACACAUGGGGCCACACCUGUACCUGUGGUGGUGGUGGUGGUGGUGGUGGUGGUGGUGGUGGUGGUGGUGGUGGUGGUGAUGAUGAUGCCAAGUGAGACAUUCAAAGGAGGGCGUGCACGUGCAUGGUGGUGAGCAGGUGAUGAUUGGAGAGGCACAGAACGUUCAUGAUGGAGGAGGAGGAGGAGCAGGAGUCUUUGUGUAUAGGAAGGAGAGGAAUGUAAGAGGAGAAAAGAUAGAUGUAGGCAGCUCUGUCAUGAGAGAAGGCGGCAGAGUGCACAGGCCACCCUAGAAUGUCGUGAAAGGCUUGCGGUGGUCGUGGUGUGCGUGAAGGGGGAGGGUGAGAGGGCAGGCGAGACAACACCAAGAGUUAACCAGUGUUCUCGUUCAUUCUUUCCUUUCUCAGGUAAACUGUGGAACUCCCUGCCUGCUUCUGCAUUUCUUUCUUCCAAUGGCUUCAAGUCUUUCAACGAGGGGGAGGCUCAAGACAUCGUUUUAUUUAUCUAUUUUUAUUAUUCUCAUUUUAUUUGGCUCCUCUACAGGAACUGGCAUUAAGUUGGCUUUUUUAUUCAAUUUUUUUGUUGUGCUUUUCCAACAGCCCUCUUACAUAAAAGAAAAUAACUAAAUAAUAAUAAGAAAAGCCAGUGUCACGGGGUGGCAAAACCACGCUGCCUGGAGACAAUGUGCAUGGCGUGCCAGCUGUAGCAAUGGAAGGAGUAUUGAGGCAGUGAAGGAGUCCCUGGAGACAAUGUGCAUGGUGUGCCAGCUGUAUCAAUGGAAGGAGUAUUGAGGCAGUGAAGGAGUCCCUGGAGACAAUGUGCAUGGUGUGCCAGCUGUACCAAUGGAAGGAGUAUUGAGGCAGUGAAGGAGUCCCUGGAGACAAUGUGCAUGGCAUGCCAGGUGUACCAAUGGAAGGAGUAUUGAGGCAGUGAAGGAGUCCCUGGAGACAAUGUGCAUGGCGUGCCAGCUGUACCAAUGGAAGGAGUAUUGAGGCAGUGAAGGAGUCCCUGGAGACAAUGUGCAUGGCGUGCCAGGUGUACCAAUGGAAGGAGUAUUGAGGCAGUGAAGGAGUCCCUGGAGACAAUGUGCAUGGCGUGCCAGCUGUACCAAUGGAAGGAUUUCAGCUGGAAAGAAAUUGCAAAAUAUAUAUAUUUUUCAUUGGAAACUUCGUUGUAGCUGCUUAUAAAGACCUGACGCAUUGUUUCUGGUGCUCCUGUGUCGUGUCACAGGGAAGGGGACAGGCUGGUCAGUCAGACUUAACCCUCCCUGUGUGAAUGCAUGUUGCUUCUCGCCAAACACUUUCCUGGCCUGUAAAUCUGUCAGUGUUGCAUCCCUGACCACUUCCCCCAUGGUUUGUGAUGUGCUUGUAAGACUUGGUGGGCACCGUCACUCUGGCUCGUCUUUUGGCUUUCACUUCGCCUUUUUCUCGUUUAUUUGCAUGAAUAUGAGCAUUGUGUAUAUAAUUGCUUGUAUUAAUGAGACAAAAAAGGAAUUAGCAUUGUAUUUUCGUUGAUAAUUUUACAGGUGUCUGAGGCAACUGACAGUAGCCCCUUUUCUGUUCCCUCCUACUUUCUCUAUCCUCAUUUUCGAUCCAAAGCUGGAUGCUGCGUUUAUGUGCGCAAUGACUUAACCUGCUCUCGUGCCCACGCUCUUGAAUCUUCCGAGUUUUCCACCAUCUGGCUUCGACUACAGAGUCAUUCUCAUACUAAAUUUAUCUGUGCUGUAUACCUCUCUCCUAACUCCUCUGACUAUAAGAAAUUCUUUGACUACUUAACUUCCAAAGUGGAGCACAUUCUGACCCUCUUCCCUUUUGCAGAGAUCUCCAUUCUUGGAGACUUCAAUGUUCACCACCAGCUUUGGCUUUCCUCUCCCUUCACUGACCAUCCUGGUGAACUAGCCUACAACUUUGCUAUCCUCCAUGACCUAGAGCAAUUGGUGCAACACCCUACUCGUAUUCCUGACCGUCUUGGAGAUACGCCCAACAUUCUUGACCUUUUCCUGACCUCUAAUCCUUCUGCUUAUGCUGUCACCCUUUCUUCUCCGUUGGGUUCCUCCGAUCACAAUCUCAUAUCUUUAUCUUGUCCUAUCACUCCAAUCCCUCCUCAGGAUCCCCCUAAGCGAAGGUGCCUCUGGCGUUUUGCCUCUGCUAGUUGGGGGGACCUGAGGCGGUAUUUUGCUGAUUUUCCUUGGAAUGACUACUGCUUCCGUGUCAGAGACCCGUCUUUGUGUGCUGAGCGCAUAACAGAGGUGAUAGUGUCUGGCAUGGAGGCGUACAUUCCUCACUCUUUUUCUCGUCCUAAACCUUCUAAACCUUGGUUUAACACAGCUUGUUCUCGUGCUAUACAUGAUAGAGAGGUGGCCCACAAAAGGUACUUAAGCCUUCCUUCACCAGAAUCUCAUGCACUUUAUAUUUCUGCCCGGAACCAUGCCAAGUCUGUUCUCCAACUAGCCAAAAACUCCUUCAUUAACAGAAAAUGUCAAAACCUUUCAAGAUCUAACUCCCCUCGUGAUUUCUGGCAUCUAGCCAAAAAUAUCUCCAAUAACUUUGCUUCUUCUUCUUUCCCUCCUCUACUUCAACCAGAUGGCACCACUGCUAUCACAUCUAUUUCUAAAGCUGAACUCUUUGCUCAAACCUUUGCUAAAAACUCUACCUUGGACGAUUCUGGGCUUGUUCCUCCCUCUCCUCCACCCUCUGACUACUUCAUGCCUCGUAUUAAAAUUCUUCGUAAUGAUGUUUUCCAUGCCCUCGCUGGCCUAAACCCUCAGAAGGCUUAUGGACCUGAUGGGGUCCCUCCUAUUGUUCUCCGAAACUGUGCCUCCGUGCUUGCACCUUGCCUAGUCAAACUCUUUCAGCUCUGUCUGUCAACAUCUACCUUUCCUUCUUGCUGGAAGUUUGCCUACAUUCAACCUGUUCCUAAAAAGGGUGACCGCUCUAAUCCCUCAAACUACCGUCCUAUUGCUUUAAUUUCCUGCUUAUCUAAAGUUUUUGAAUCUAUCCUCAACAGGAAGAUUCUUAAACAUCUAUCACUUCACAACCUUCUAUCUGAUCGCCAGUAUGGGUUCCGUCAAGGACGCUCUACUGGUGAUCUUCUGGCUUUCCUUACUGAGUCUUGGUCAUCCUCUUUUAGGGACUUUGGUGAAACUUUUGCUGUUGCCUUGGACAUAUCAAAAGCCUUUGAUAGAGUCUGGCACAAAGCUUUGAUUUCCAAACUACCCUCCUACGGUUUCUAUCCUUCUCUCUGUAACUUCAUCUCAAGUUUCCUUUCUGACCGUUCUAUUGCUGCUGUGGUAGACGGUCACUGUUCUUCUCCUAAAUCUAUUAACUGUGGUGUUCCUCAGGGUUCUGUCCUGUCACCCACUCUCUUCUUAUUAUUCAUUAAUGAUCUUCUAAACCAAACUUCUUGUCCUAUCCACUCCUAUGCUGAUGAUACCACCCUGCACUUUUCCACGUCUUUUCAUAGACGUCCAACCCUUCAGGAGGUAAACAUAUCACGCAGGGAAGCCACAGAACGCCUGACUUCUGAUCUUUCUAAAAUUUCUGAUUGGGGCAGAGCAAACUUGGUAUUGUUCAAUGCCUCAAAAACUCAAUUCCUCCAUCUAUCAACUCGACACAAUCUUCCAGACAACUAUCCCCUCUUCUUCAAUGACACUCAACUGUCCCCCUCUUCUACACUGAACAUCCUCGGUCUGUCCUUUACUUAUAAUCUGAACUGGAAACUUCACAUCUCAUCUCUAGCUAAAACGGCUUCUAUGAAGUUAGGUGUUCUGAGACGUCUCCGCCAGUUUUUCUCACCCCCCCAGCUGCUAACUCUGUACAAGGGCCUUAUCCGUCCAUGUAUGGAGUAUGCUUCACAUGUCUGGGGGGGUUCCACUCAUACUGCUGUUCUAGACAGGGUGGAAUCAAAAGCUUUUCGUCUCAUCAACUCCUCUCCUCUAACUGACUGUCUUCAGCCUCUCUCUCACCGCCGCAAUGUUGCAUCUCUUGCUGUCUUCUACCGCUAUUUUCAUGCUAACUGCUCUUCUGAUCUUGCUAACUGCAUGCCUCCCCUCCUUCCGCGGCCUCGCUGCACAAGACUUUCUUCUUUCUCUCACUCCUAUUCUGUCCACCUCUCUAACGCAAGAGUUAACCAGUAUUCUCAAUCAUUCAUCCCUUUCUCUGGUAAACUCUGGAACUCCUUGCCUGCUUCUGUAUUUCCACCUUCCUAUGACUUGAAUUCCUUCAAGAGGGAGGUUUCAAGACACUUAUCCACCAAUUUUUGACCACUGCUUUGACCCUUUUAGGGACUGGCAUUUCAGUGGGCAUUUUUUUUAUUAGAUUUUUGUUGCCCUUGGCCAGUAUCCUUCCUACAUAAAAAAAAAAAAAAAAAAAAAAAGUAAAUAAACAAAAUGAAUACAUACCGUAUUUGAUGGCUCAUAAGACGCACGGGCUCAUAAGACGCACCCAGUUCUGGCAUGUAUUGAAAUAGAAAAAAACAAAAAUUAACAGAUUUAGGCUAUCGAUAUGAAGUCAAGGAAUUCAAGCGACAUUUGAAGACUCUCACGUGCAUUUAGAUCACUAUUAGAUACCAAUACUCAGCAUUUAAAAGUUUAAUUUAUGCUAGCAGCUUACUUGUUCUUUUUGGGGUUUUGUUGAGGCUGUGAUGGCCGUGACAUCACAGCCUGGCGUCCCAAAGGUGUGGUAUAUAGGUAGUGUUUCAGACUAGAUACAGUGGAGCUGGUUGGAUUUCUGGAGUCAAAUCUUGGUAAGGUUGCGGGCCUUGAAAGCCAGAACGUAAUGGUUCGGUUGAGGGUAUUGAAAGACAAGAUUGUACCAAUCCUGCUGACGUGUAAACACAAUCUUCUUAUUGGUAUUUUAGUUGGGGCCAUGCAGACUGUGAUGUCACAGCCUCUAGUGCCCAAAAGGUGUGGUAAGCAGGGGAGUUUCAGUCUUAAUGCGGUUCAGCUGAAUGUAAACAUUAACUGCACCUAGCUCUUGGCGGCACCAUUAACUGAGGGACUACAGUGAUAAUAAAAUUUUUUCAUACUUUAUUUUUUAGCAUCUUUCACAUGUAAUUCUUAUGCAGUAUUUUAGUACAUUUUCAAAGCCAAAGGAUGUGUAAAAGCAUAAGCUAUUACAUGAAUAUUAUGCAGAUCAUCACCUCAAGCCAGCCUAUCCCAUGACACUCAAUUCCUUUAUAGAAGAAAUAUUCGUUCUCAAGGUGUAUUAGUCUAUUUUCAUAAAAGAAAGGUUUCUCUAGCUUCAAUCUUUUUCAUAUGUAUGCAAAGCAAGAAUGUUAAAAAGAUAGGUUCAAUUUUAAUUGUAUGAAAGUGUGGCUAUUGUCUUACCUCAAUCAGUAACGGCGUCACACUCGGUGUCACCGAGUACGUCACGUCGGAGCGCAACCGACCGCGUUUGUUUUGAAAAACGUGGUGCACCAUCUCCACCUUGCCAGAACCUUCUCCACAAAUCCAACCAGCUCCAUCACAUCUAGUCUAAUAUUAUAAUUGGAUACCUCACCUUUGGGGCAUCAAAGGCUGUGACAUCACAACCUACACUGCCCCAACAAAACUCCAAGAAGAAGUGGUGCAUGGUUAAUUAAGCAAAUUCUUCCUGACUGGUCAAAGUCUAUGUGGAUUACCAGUAAGUAUGAGAUACUACACAUUGGUACCUUGAAAGAAAGAGCAUUUUGUGGCGUACUACCAAUCAUGACUUUAUUUAGUUGUGCAAAGACAUCUGUGGUUUGAAUUUAGAGCCUCUGUUGCCGUAGACUUGUAACCUAUUACUGCCUCAAAGUUGGACCUUUGCCUCAUUGGACGCAGGCUAAUUUACUGACCCUUUUUCUGAGAAAAAAAGUAGCGUCUUAUGAGCCAUCAAAUACGGUACAUAAUAAAAAAAAAAAACUCCAGCCACAUCAAAAUUAAACCUCUGGAAAUAUCCUCCAUAAUUUAGAGACACAAAUAACAAAUAAAACACUGAACAUGUCAUCCAAAGUAAAUAAAUAAAGUGGACAGAGUACGAGCAGUGUUGCCAAUCGUACGAUAAUUAUUGUACAAGUACAAAAAUUUUUGCCCGUGUACGAUGUACAAUUGUACUCAUACGAUAAUACGAUAAUUUGGGAAUUCGUACGAUAUUUUUAUGAAAUAUACAAUAAUUUGAGUGAAAAUUAAUGUUAUUAAUAUCAGGUAAUGCAAAAUUUCUUAUAUAAAUUUGAAUAACAAAAUAAAAACCUGAAAGUG
Messenger RNA from Scylla paramamosain (green mud crab), 7670 nucleotides. Its product is annotated as zinc finger protein 33B-like. The transcript has 2 exons. Bases 147 to 1442 code for a protein of 431 amino acids. Gene Ontology annotation, biological process: regulation of gene expression. NCBI's taxonomy places the organism in Eukaryota, Metazoa, Arthropoda, Malacostraca, Decapoda, Portunidae. The record is from RefSeq and is a predicted model, not a curated record. Gene Ontology annotation, cellular component: nucleus.